AUGGCAAACCUCCGCCCCCCAUCAGCCCCCUACAGCGAACCCCUCCUCCCUCAACUAAAUAUCCCAAACCCAUACUACAAACCACAUCACCACGCGCUACGCGCCCACGUCCGCGAAUACGUCGACACAUACAUAGCACCGUACGCGCACGAAUGGGAAGAAGCAGGCCAAGUCCCCGAAGCCGUACGUCUGCGCCACAGCAAACUGGGCUAUAGCAUCGUGCACCCGUUGACGAGCGAAGAGGAUUCGGCGGGUCUGGCAUUGCCUGGUGGUGUACCGCGUGAGAAGUGGGAUACGUGGUGCUCGCUUAUUGUCUCGGAUGAGCUUACGAGGGUCGGGUAUGUUGGUGUUAUUUGGGGGCUUGGGGGUGGGAAUGGGAUUGGGUGUCCGCCUGUUGCGAGGUUUGGGAGUAUUGAGCAGAGGAGACGAUGGUUGCCUGGUGUUGCCCGGGGGGAGGUAAGGUUUUGUUUAGGGAUUACGGAGCCUGAUGCUGGUUCUGAUGUUGCUAACAUUCGGACUACUGCUUUGCGUAAUGGGGAUCAUUAUGUUGUUAAUGGUGCGAAGAAGUGGAUUACCAAUGGUAUUUGGGCGGAUUAUUGUACUGCUGCUGUGAGGACUGGUGGUCCUGGUAGGUCUGGGAUCUCUUUGCUAGUCAUUCCUUUGGCUGCUGCUGGUGUGACUCGUCGGCGCAUGCAUAACUCUGGUGUUAAUGCGAGUGGCUCAACCUACAUCGAGCUGGACGAUGUUCGUGUCCCUGUUGGGAAUCUCCUUGGUGAAGAGAACAAGGGGUUCCCGCUGGUCAUGUCAAACUUCAACCCGGAGCGCCUUGCACUGGCCUGUGCAUCCUUGCGAUUAGCCCGCGUCUGCGCGGAAGACGCAUUCAAAUACGCCAUUCAGCGCGAGACAUUCGGCUCGCCCUUAAUUGAAAAACAAGUAAUCCAAUCUAAGAUCUUCAAGUUUGGAUUGAUGAUCGAACCGGCCUAUGCAUUCAUGGAGCAGCUUGUUAAUAUUCUCGAACUUACCAAGGAUCACCCCACGGAUGAUGUGAACAUUGGUGGUAUGACUGCCCUGCUUAAGGUGAUGUCCACGAGGGCUCUGGAGAAGAGUGUUCGUGAAGCACAGCAGAUCCUUGGUGGGGCUGGGUAUAACAGGGCUGGUAAAGGUGCGCGGAUUGAGCAGAUUAGUCGUGAUGCUCGAGUUCAUGUUGUCGGGGGUGGGAGUGAGGAAAUUAUGGCUGGUUUGGCUUUGAGGGAGGAGACUAAGGCGCUGAAGACCCGACGGAUGGCUCUUGAGAAGAGACAGUCGAAGCACAGACGUCAUGUGGGGAACUUCAACCUCACAACAACUCCCAGCAUGGAGAGCUUUGAUGAUGUGUCUCUUAUCGGGCCAGUCUUCGAAGAACAUUCCUUCCAUAAUGAUCUCCCAGUCGCCUCCGACCCUCCAGAACAGACUUCGUCCAAGUCAGAGAACACACCGACCUCCGCCCAACUGACCUCACAACUGGAGCGCACCAACGAUGUAGGAAUGAUCGACGAUUCCUCCGAUAUUUCCGAGUUUCCUCCUCUUUCCUACAAUGCGCCACCGGGGACUCGAGUGGAGGAGGAAGGUGAGGGAGAGGAUGAGGAGCCAAGGGUAGCAACCUCCUUUGAGCGGCGCGAAUCCUCGCCGACCUCUGCGCUAAAACACCGAUCGGCUGCGGAUAAUUCGGACUAUGAGGGUAUCAACCGCAUGCACAAAUUUACCCUGUAUGAAACCGCCACUCGGUUCUACAUGGUGGGGAUCAACCUCGCGGAGACGCGUUUUCGAAUAUUGAAAAUCGAUCGGACCACGGAGUCGGGGGAGCUCAGUAUCACCGAAGAUGACAUGAUCUAUACAAAGAGAGAGAUGGUUCAGUUGCUGGAUGCGAUCGACGAUGGCAAUAAGAGCUCUGGUGGUUUGAACCAGAAAUGCAGCGCAUGGGCAUUGCUUGGUUUCAUCCGAUUCACGGGGGGCUACUAUAUGCUACUCGUCACCAAGAGGAGUCAAGUCGCCAUGCUGGGUGGGCAUAAUGUCUACAAAAUCGACGAAACAGAACUGAUUCCUUUAACCACCUCGGAAUCCUCACAUCUCAAGGCUGAGAAGCAUUCAGAAGAGGCGCGAUACCUUGCGAUUUUGAAUAAUCUCGACUUGUCUCGGUCUUUUUACUUCAGCUACUCCUACGACAUCACCCGCACUCUUCAGUAUAAUAUCUGCCGUGAGCGCAAGACUUACCAGGAUGGAAUCCCUCAGCCUUUCUCGCGGGACUAUCAUUCCAUGUUUAUCUGGAACCACCAUCUCCUUGCGCCCGCUGCUGAGGCUCUCAAAAAUCCCUAUGAGUGGUGUCUUCCCAUCAUCCAUGGAUAUGUGGAUCAGUCCAAGAUGAGCGUCUAUGGUCGAUUAGUCUAUAUUACCAUUAUCGCCCGUCGUUCUCGGUUCUUUGCUGGAGCACGUUUCCUCAAGCGAGGAGCUAACGACGUGGGAAAUGUCGCCAACGAUGUGGAAACUGAACAGAUCGUCUGUGAACAGUCAACAACCUCGUUCCAUUCAGCCGGCCCAACUCUCCACGCAAAUCCUCAUUACACUUCGUUUGUUCAGCACCGCGGAAGUAUUCCUCUGCAUUGGACCCAAGAGAACACAGGUGUCUCGCCCAAACCGGACAUUGAGCUCAACCUGGUCGAUCCAUUCUACUCAGCUGCAGCGUUGCAUUUUGACAAUCUUUUCGAAAGAUACGGUGCUCCGGUGUAUGUUCUAAACCUGGUCAAAUCUCGAGAGCGAACGCCGAGAGAAUCGAAGCUCCUUAAAGAGUUCACCAACGCAGUGUCCUACUUGAAUCAGUUUCUUCCAGCGGAUAAAAAGCUGAUAUACAAAGCUUGGGAUAUGAGCCGCGCUGCCAAAAGUCGAGAUCAAGAUGUUAUUGAAACAUUAGAAAGCAUCGCUGGCGACAUAAUUCCGAAAAUUGGCUUUUUCAAGAAUGGAAAUGAUGUGGAAUCCGGCCUUCAGCUUCAAAACGGAGUUGCGAGGACCAACUGUAUUGACUGUCUUGACCGAACGAAUGCUGCACAAUUUGUCAUUGGCAAGAGAGCACUGGGAUACCAGCUCCAUGCACUCGGUGUCAUAGAUGAAACAGCGGUGGAAUACGAUACCGAUGCAGUCAAUCUCUUCACCAACAUGUGGCAUGACCAUGGAGACACUAUUGCCAUUCAAUAUGGUGGAUCACACUUGGUUAAUACUAUGGCAACUUACCGCAAGAUCAAUCAGUGGAGCAGUCAUUCUCGUGACAUGGUGGAGAGCUUCAAGCGAUACUACAACAACUCCUUCCUUGAUGCUCAACGUCAAGAGGCGUACAACCUCUUCCUUGGCAACUAUAUCUUUUCACAGGGCACCCCGAUGCUCUGGGAUCUCUCAACUGAUUACUACCUGCACCAUACCAAUCCAAAAUCCCAUUUGGAGAGAAAGAAACCCAACUACAUUUCCUGGUACACACCAGAAAACCUGAAAGAAAAGGAAAUGCCACCCGUCCCAUCUCACCCAAAGGAGCCACUUUCACGCUUCGACGACUACUGGCUGGAAUACUAUCGUCCCCUCGCACUCACGUCACUCUCCAAGGUCUUUUCCUGGAAAAUGAACUCCACCUUGCGCUACCUCCCCCCAGUCCGCCCCGGCCACGCAGUCCCCGAUCUCAGUCCCUUCGUCCCUCGCAUUCCCCCAGAGCAGAUCCAGCGCGAGCGCCUACCACCACGCAGCGUCAAGAUCCAGGAGCCAACCGAUAGCCGCACCCGCCUCGCGUCAAACACAAUACCGAUCGCAGAAGAAACAACCUGGGCCCACCAACCCCCUCAUCCUCAAAACAACCCCCUCCAACGGUGGACCCUGGGCCAACUAGUCAGCGACUCCCUCAGCCCUACGGUAACGGGCGCCGAAGCAGAAGAAUACGAACGCUACAUCAACCACCCGCUCACAGUCCCGCUUGUCGUCACGUCCGAAAAUGAAAUGACAGCCGCCUCGCUCCGAGACCACGGUUAUAACCUCGAUCUCCUUGAGUACGCGAAUAAAUGCAAUGUGGAAGAGUUUGCGCUGGAGGCGAAUGCUGAGGAGAAUCUGGCUGAUUAUGCUGAGUUCUUGAAUGUCUCUGAAGAGGGUCUUACUGUUGUUAGUGAGGAUUACGAGAAGAAGAGGUAUAAGCGGUAUCGGCAGUGGUUGCGUGGGAAGAGUCUUUUUAAGCAGCGGGUUGAUUCAUGA
Messenger RNA from Penicillium canescens, 4257 nucleotides. RefSeq names its product phosphatidylinositol-3,5-bisphosphate 5-phosphatase. The record is from RefSeq and is a predicted model, not a curated record. The transcript is spliced from 6 exons. NCBI's taxonomy places the organism in Eukaryota, Fungi, Ascomycota, Eurotiomycetes, Eurotiales, Aspergillaceae. Gene Ontology annotation, cellular component: intracellular membrane-bounded organelle. The coding region runs from base 1 to 4257 and encodes 1418 amino acids. Gene Ontology annotation, molecular function: flavin adenine dinucleotide binding; oxidoreductase activity, acting on the CH-CH group of donors; phosphatidylinositol-3,5-bisphosphate 5-phosphatase activity. Gene Ontology annotation, biological process: phosphatidylinositol dephosphorylation.